AUGUUCCGUCUCAGCUCAAGCGCCUGCGCAGCGAUAUUCGUUGCCGCGCUCUCUGCCACGGCUGCCUGCGCCGACCCGGCCAUCGUCUACUCCGUUGGUGGUAAGUUCGACGGCUCAUUCAACGAGAGCGCCUUUGCCGGCGUGAAACGGUACAUGGAAGAGACCGGCGAGAAUGUCAGGGAAUUCGAACUGGAACGCGACGCCCAAAGUCUGCAGGCGUUGCGCAAUUUUGCAAGCAGGGGCAACGCACCUGUCAUCGCGAUAGGCUUCAACCAGGCCAACGCCCUGAAGCAGGCGGCGGAGGCUUUUCCAAAUUCCGACUUUGCGAUCGUCGACAUGGUGGUCGAUCAGCCUAACGUGCGUUCCUAUGUCUUCAAGGAGCACGAAGGUGCCUAUAUCGGCGGCCUGCUCGCCGCGAUGGCUUCGGAGUCUGGCACUGUCGGUUUUGUCGGGGGCAUGGACAUCCCGAUCAUUCAGAGAUUUCUCUGCGGCUACAAACAGGGUGCCUUGUCGGCCGACCCUGACAUCAAGGUGCUGUUCAACAUGACCGGCGACACGCCUGCCGCGUUUGCCAAUCCGGUUCGUGGAGGCGAAUUGGCAACUGCUCAGAUCAAACGUGGUGCUGAUGUGGUGCUUCAGGCAGCGGGUGGCACCGGGCUUGGCGUGUUGCAGGCUGCCGCGGAUGCGGGCGUGCUGGGCAUCGGGACGGAUAGCAACCAGAAUGGACUGCACAAGGGCAAGGUUCUGACGUCGAUCCGCAAACGCGUCGACAACGCCGUGUUUGACAGCUUCAAUUCUGCCCGGGAAGGCUCGUUUUCGCCGGGUAUUCAAGUCCUUGGCCUUGCGGAAGGUGGUAUGGACUGGGUUCUGGACGAGAACAACAGGCCAUUGAUUUCCGAUGAAAUGAAAACUGCGGCCGAUGCGGCAGUUGCCGGAAUAUCAGACGGAACCAUCAAGGUUCAUGAUGUCAUCAGUGACGGAGUGUGCCCAUACUGA
Molecule: messenger RNA, 996 nt
Organism: Effrenium voratum
Lineage: Eukaryota; Dinophyceae; Suessiales; Symbiodiniaceae
Source: the annotation of a GenBank genome assembly